Aspergillus glaucus CBS 516.65 is the source of this 989-nucleotide messenger RNA. RefSeq lists its product as uncharacterized. The transcript has 2 exons. Bases 139 to 756 code for a protein of 205 amino acids. The record is from RefSeq and is a predicted model, not a curated record. NCBI's taxonomy places the organism in Eukaryota, Fungi, Ascomycota, Eurotiomycetes, Eurotiales, Aspergillaceae.
UUCAAUGGUACAGAUUCAUACUACAGGAAGAAAACAGAAGUGUUUAUCACAUGACCCCGCGGAGCACCGCCUCGAUCGCGGAUUACCACUGAUUCAAUACACCUGUCUCUUCUCUACCUUGGUCUUGCUUAUCGAGUCAUGACUACUAUCUUUCUAUUCUGCACCGAAGAUGUACCAGAAACAACAAUCAACCAACUCAUGACCGAAUUCUCCCGAGACAGCGGAUUCGGGAACGUCUUUAGCCUAGUUCGCACACUGGAUCAAGACCAUUUUGAUAAUUGGGGCACUGAGCCGCCAGUUCAACCCUUCACCACCGGAUUCAAAGAUGCCACCGAUACCGAACUCCGUCUCUACACCCACCACAAGGUGAAAGACCUCAAGCGCACAGAAAACAGAGGCGGUAUUACACAAUAUUGGAUUGCUAAGCUCGAUGAGCGGUCAUCCCAUGACUCGACCGUGAUAAUGCAGUACUGCAUGGAGAGAGAAAUCUGGGCACAGAUGCUCGAAGACGCUGAGCAGGAAUUCUGCAUACCGGGCCAGACUGAUGUUACAGAUGAUGAGAUCUGGUGGAAGUGGCGCGUGCAGUUUAAGGACUCGUUUCAGUUGUUUAAUAGUGUUGAUGAGGGAGAUCUUGAUAUGAUGACUUUGUAUACGCGGCCGGAGUAUCUGGAUUCGGAUGGGGUCUUUCAUGUGGAUAUUCCGAGGAAGAUUAUUAAGGGGGAGAUUACGGACCCUGUUAUACACGGUGUAAGUUAGCUUCACGGUGCUGAUAUAAUUGUAUUUUGUAUACAAAGUUUCGCUUGGACCAUCAUCGGUCAUCGCGAUGACACGGGGUUUGCGGAAUUAAAGGAUACCCACACGAUAAGGAAUCAGGAGGGUAACAAGAGGCAGACGGAUGUACUUACAAUUGAGGGAAACAGACUAUAUAAUGGCCAUGCUGCUACCUUGAGGACCAUAGUCCAUCAGGUCAAGUUUGAAACUAUCCGUCG